AUGGACCUUGUGAAAACGCAUUUAAUGCUCACCGUUCGGGAAGAAGUUGAAGUUUUAAAGGAUAAAAUAACCGAACUCAUGGACAGGAUAAGUCAGUUGGAAGUUGAAAAUACAAUAUUGAAAGCUCACGCGUCACAGGAAACGUUAUCGCAACUCAGUAGUCAAACGGCACAAAAAACGCAACAGCAACCGCCAAGCAAUUCAUCGGCUUAA
This is a messenger RNA of Pediculus humanus corporis (human body louse), 213 nucleotides long. RefSeq lists its product as uncharacterized. The transcript has 2 exons. Gene Ontology annotation, biological process: regulation of transcription by RNA polymerase II. The coding region runs from base 1 to 213 and encodes 70 amino acids. The record is from RefSeq and is a predicted model, not a curated record. Lineage: Eukaryota; Metazoa; Arthropoda; Insecta; Psocodea; Pediculidae.